AUGGGAGACCACGGACCCAAACCACGAAAUUCCCUUCAAAGUGUCCGUGGGCUCUGUGGUUCUGUUGCACAUCUUGACAAGGAAAUUCCCUUCAAUGUGUCCGUGGGCUCUGUGGUUCUGCUGCAACAUUUUGACAAGCAAAUUCCCUGCAAGGUGUUUGUGGGCUCUGUGGUUCUGCUGCAACAUCUUGACAAGGAAAUGCCCUUCAAGGUGUCCGUAGGCUCUUUGGUUCUGUGGCAACAUCUUGACAAGGAAAUUCCCUUUAAGGUGUCCGUGGGCUCUGUGGUUCUGUUGCAACAUCUUGACAAGGAAAUUCCCUUCAAGGCCCUUUGGUUCUGUAAGGUGUCCGUAGGUUCUGUGGUUCUGCUGCAACAUCUUGACGAGAAAGAAAUUCCCUUCAAGGUGUCCGUGGGCUCCGUGGUUUUGUUGCAACAUCUUCACAAGAAGCUUCCCUUCAAUGUGUCCGUGGGCUCUGUGGUUCUAUUGCAACAUCAUCCUGACAAGGAAAUUCCCUUCAAGGUAUCCGUGGGUUCUGUGGUUCUGUUGCAAAAUCUGGACAAGGAAAUUCCGUUCAAGGAUUUUUCCUUCAUGGCCUCCCUGGGCUCUGUGGUUCUCUUGCAACAUCUUGACAAAGAAAUUCCUUUCAACGUGUCCAUGGGCUCUGUGGUUCUGUUACAAUAUCUUGACAAGGAAAUUCUCUUCAAAAUGUUCGCGGGCUCUGUGGUUCUGUUGCAAUAUCUUGACAAGAAAAUUCCCUUCAAGGUGUCUGUGGGCUUUGUAGUUCUAUUACAUCAUCUUGACAAGGAGAUUCCGUUCACGGUGUCCGUGGGCUCUGUGGUUCUGUUGCAACAUCUUUACAAAGUGAUUCCCUUCAAGGUGUCCGUGGGCCCUCUGGUUCUGUUGCAACAUCUUGACAAGGAAAUUCCCUUCAAGGUUUCCGUGGGCUCUGUGGCUCGGUUGCAACAUCUUGACAUGGACAUUCCCUUCAAGGUGUCCGUGGGCUCUGUGGUUCUGUUGCAGCAUCUUGACAACGAAAUUUCCUUCAUGGUGUCCGUGGGCUUUGUGGUUCUGUUGUAA
Messenger RNA from Symbiodinium natans, 1077 nucleotides. NCBI's taxonomy places the organism in Eukaryota, Dinophyceae, Suessiales, Symbiodiniaceae. The record is from the annotation of a GenBank genome assembly.